This is a messenger RNA of Cynocephalus volans (Philippine flying lemur), 8973 nucleotides long. It is a transcript of the gene FLNC, whose product is annotated as filamin C. Lineage: Eukaryota; Metazoa; Chordata; Mammalia; Dermoptera; Cynocephalidae. Gene Ontology annotation, molecular function: actin filament binding. The record is from RefSeq and is a predicted model, not a curated record. The transcript is spliced from 47 exons. Gene Ontology annotation, biological process: actin cytoskeleton organization. Bases 175 to 8259 code for a protein of 2694 amino acids.
GGCCCGCACUUCCCGAGCACCGCUCCGCCCCCGGAGGGAAAGAGAGCCACAGCGAGACCGCGGCCGAGGAGCAGGAGGCCCGCCGAACCCGCCAGCCAGGGCGCGAGAGAAGUUGAGCGCCGCGCAGCGCAGCGCCCCGCCGACGCGCCCCGACAGCGCCCCGACCGCGCCAGCAUGAUGAACAACAGCGGCUACUCCGACGUCGCCGGCCUCGGCCUGGGCGACGAGGCGGACGAGAUGCCGUCCACCGAGAAGGACCUGGCCGAGGACGCGCCGUGGAAGAAGAUCCAGCAGAACACGUUCACGCGCUGGUGCAACGAGCACCUCAAGUGCGUGGGCAAGCGCCUGACCGACCUGCAGCGCGACCUCAGCGACGGACUGCGCCUCAUCGCGCUGCUCGAGGUGCUCAGCCAGAAGCGCAUGUACCGCAAGUUCCACCCGCGCCCCAACUUCCGCCAGAUGAAGCUGGAGAACGUGUCCGUGGCCCUCGAGUUCCUGGAGCGCGAGCACAUCAAGCUCGUGUCCAUCGAUAGCAAAGCCAUCGUGGAUGGGAACCUGAAGCUGAUCCUGGGCCUGAUCUGGACGCUGAUCCUGCACUACUCCAUCUCCAUGCCCAUGUGGGAGGAUGAGGACGACGAAGAUGCCCGUAAACAGACGCCCAAGCAGCGGCUGCUCGGCUGGAUCCAGAACAAGGUGCCCCAGCUGCCCAUCACCAACUUCAACCGCGACUGGCAGGAUGGCAAAGCUCUGGGUGCCCUGGUGGACAAUUGCGCCCCCGGCCUCUGCCCCGACUGGGAGGCCUGGGACCCAAACCAGCCUGUGGAGAAUGCCCGAGAGGCCAUGCAGCAGGCAGACGACUGGCUCGGGGUGCCACAGGUGAUUGCCCCUGAGGAGAUCGUGGACCCCAAUGUGGAUGAGCAUUCUGUCAUGACCUACCUGUCCCAGUUCCCCAAGGCCAAGCUCAAACCUGGUGCCCCUGUUCGCUCCAAGCAGCUAUACCCCAAGAAGGCCAUCGCCUAUGGGCCUGGCAUCGAGCCGCAGGGCAACACCGUGCUGCAGCCUGCGCACUUCACUGUGCAGACCGUGGAUGCUGGCGUGGGCGAGGUGCUGGUCUACAUCGAGGACCCUGAGGGCCACACUGAGGAGGCCAAGGUGGUUCCCAACAAUGACAAGGACCGCACCUAUGCUGUCUCCUAUGUGCCCAAGGUUGCCGGGUUGCACAAGGUGACCGUGCUCUUUGCUGGCCAGAACAUAGAACGCAGCCCCUUUGAAGUGAAUGUGGGCAUGGCCCUGGGGGAUGCCAACAAGGUGUCAGCCCGUGGCCCUGGCCUGGAACCUGUGGGCAAUGUCGCCAACAAACCUACCUACUUUGACAUCUACACUGCAGGGGCUGGCACUGGUGAUGUGGCUGUGGUGAUUGUGGACCCGCAGGGCCGGCGGGACACAGUGGAGGUUGCCCUGGAGGACAAGGGCGACAGCACGUUCCGCUGCACAUACAGGCCUGUGAUGGAGGGACCUCACACGGUGCAUGUGGCCUUUGCUGGUUCCCCCAUCACCCGCAGUCCCUUCCCCGUCCAUGUGGCAGAAGCCUGUAACCCCAAUGCCUGUCGCGCCUCUGGGAGAGGCCUGCAGCCCAAGGGUGUGCGUGUGAAAGAGGUGGCUGACUUCAAGGUGUUCACCAAGGGCGCUGGUAGUGGGGAACUCAAGGUCACAGUCAAAGGGCCAAAGGGCACGGAGGAGCCAGUGAAGGUACGCGAGGCUGGCGACGGUGUGUUUGAGUGCGAAUACUACCCUGUGGUGCCUGGGAAGUAUGUGGUGACCAUCACAUGGGGCAGCUAUGCCAUCCCCCGCAGCCCCUUCGAGGUACAGGUGAGCCCAGAGGCAGGAGUACAGAAGGUACGGGCCUGGGGUCCUGGUUUGGAAACUGGCCAGGUCGGCAAGUCAGCCGACUUUGUGGUGGAGGCCAUUGGCACGGAGGUGGGGACACUGGGCUUCUCCAUUGAGGGGCCCUCGCAGGCCAAGAUCGAGUGUGACGACAAGGGGGACGGCUCCUGCGAUGUGCGGUACUGGCCCACGGAGCCUGGGGAGUACGCUGUGCACGUCAUCUGUGACGAUGAGGACAUCCGUGACUCGCCUUUCAUUGCCCACAUCCAUCCAGCCCCACCCGACUGCUUCCCGGACAAGGUGAAGGCCUUCGGGCCUGGCCUGGAGCCCACUGGCUGCAUUGUGGACAAGCUUGCCGAGUUCACCAUUGACGCCCGUGCAGCUGGCAAGGGUGACCUGAAGCUCUAUGCCCAGGACGCGGACGGCUGCCCCAUUGACAUCAAGGUGAUCCCCAAUGGUGAUGGUACCUUCCGCUGCUCCUACGUGCCCACCAAGCCCAUUAAGCACACCAUCAUCAUCUCCUGGGGAGGCGUCAACGUGCCCAAGAGUCCUUUCCGGGUGAGCGUGGGAGAGGGCAGUCACCCUGAGCGGGUAAAAGUGUAUGGCCCCGGCGUGGAGAAGACAGGUCUCAAGGCCAACGAGCCCACCUAUUUCACGGUGGACUGCAGCGAGGCGGGGCAAGGCGAUGUGAGCAUUGGCAUCAAGUGCGCCCCUGGCGUGGUGGGCCCUGCAGAGGCUGACAUCGACUUCGACAUCAUCAAGAAUGACAAUGACACCUUCACAGUCAAGUACACGCCCCCAGGGGCUGGCCGCUACACCAUCAUGGUGCUGUUUGCCAACCAGGAGAUCCCUGCCAGCCCCUUCCACAUCAAGGUGGAUCCGUCCCACGAUGCCAGCAAGGUCAAGGCUGAGGGGCCUGGGCUGAACCGCACUGGUGUGGAAGUUGGGAAGCCCACUCACUUCACCGUGCUGACCAAGGGAGCUGGCAAGGCCAAGCUGGAUGUGCAGUUUGCUGGGGCAGCCAAGGGUGAGGCUGUGCGGGACUUUGAAAUUAUAGACAACCAUGACUACUCCUACACCGUCAAGUACACAGCUGUCCAGCAGGGCAACAUGGCCGUGACAGUGACGUAUGGCGGGGAUCCUGUCCCCAAGAGCCCCUUUGUGGUGAAUGUGGCACCCCCCUUGGACCUCAGCAAAGUCAAAGUUCAAGGCCUCAACAGCAAGGUGGCUGUGGGGCAGGAACAAGCAUUCUCCGUGAACACACGCGGGGCCGGCGGUCAGGGCCAGCUGGACGUGCGGAUGACCUCACCCUCCCGACGACCCAUCCCCUGCAAGCUGGAGCCCGGGGGUGGAGCUGAAGCCCAGGCUGUGCGCUACAUGCCCCCUGAGGAGGGGCCUUACAAGGUGGAAAUCACCUACGACGGUCACCCAGUGCCUGGCAGCCCCUUUGCCGUGGAAGGUGUCCUGCCCCCUGACCCUUCCAAGGUCUGUGCUUAUGGCCCUGGUCUCAAGGGCGGACUGGUAGGCACCCCCGCACCCUUCUCAAUCGACACCAAGGGGGCUGGCACAGGUGGCCUGGGGCUGACAGUGGAGGGCCCCUGCGAGGCCAAGAUCGAGUGCCAAGACAAUGGGGACGGUUCGUGUGCUGUCAGCUACCUGCCCACGGAGCCAGGCGAGUACACCAUUAACAUCCUGUUUGCUGAAGCCCACAUCCCUGGCUCACCCUUCAAGGCCACCAUCCGGCCCGUGUUCGACCCGAGCAAGGUGCGGGCCAGUGGGCCGGGCCUGGAACGUGGCAAGGCUGGUGAGGCAGCCACCUUCACUGUGGACUGCUCGGAGGCGGGCGAGGCCGAGCUGACCAUCGAGAUCCUGUCUGACGCUGGCGUCAAGGCCGAGGUGCUGAUCCACAACAAUGCCGAUGGCACCUACCACAUCACCUACAGCCCUGCCUUCCCCGGCACCUACACCAUCACCAUCAAGUAUGGCGGGCACCCCGUACCCAAAUUCCCUACCCGUGUCCACGUGCAGCCUGCUGUCGACACAAGUGGCAUCAAGGUCUCGGGGCCCGGUGUGGAGCCACACGGUGUCCUGCGGGAGGUGACCACUGAGUUCACUGUGGACGCAAGAUCCCUAACAGCCACAGGUGGCAACCAUGUGACGGCUCGUGUGCUCAACCCCUCGGGCGCUAAGACGGACACCUACGUGACAGACAACGGGGAUGGCACCUACCGAGUGCAGUACACGGCCUAUGAAGAGGGCGUGCAUUUGGUGGAGGUGCUGUAUGAUGAGGUAGCUGUGCCCAAGAGCCCCUUCCGAGUGGGCGUGACCGAGGGCUGUGACCCUACCCGCGUCCGGGCCUUUGGACCAGGCCUGGAGAGUGGCUUGGUCAACAAGGCCAACCGCUUCACUGUGGAAACCAGGGGAGCUGGCACCGGGGGCCUAGGCCUAGCCAUCGAGGGCCCCUCAGAAGCCAAGAUGUCCUGCAAGGACAACAAGGAUGGUAGCUGCACUGUGGAGUACAUCCCCUUCACCCCCGGAGACUACGAUGUCAACAUCACCUUUGGGGGGCGGCCCAUCCCAGGGAGCCCAUUCCGGGUGCCGGUGAAGGAUGUGGUGGACCCUGGGAAGGUGAAGUGUUCGGGGCCAGGGCUGGGAGCUGGUGUCAGGGCCCGGGUACCCCAGACCUUCACGGUGGACUGCAGUCAAGCAGGCCGGGCCCCCCUGCAGGUGGCCGUGCUGGGCCCCACAGGUGUGGCUGAACCUGUGGAGGUGCGUGACAAGGGGGAUGGCACCCAUACUGUCCACUAUACCCCAGCCACUGAUGGGCCCUACACAGUAGCUGUCAAGUAUGCCGACCAGGAGGUGCCACGCAGCCCCUUCAAGAUCAAGGUGCUUCCAGCCCAUGAUGCCAGCAAGGUGCGGGCCAGCGGCCCUGGCCUCAAUGCCUCCGGCAUUCCUGCCAGCCUGCCCGUGGAGUUCACCAUCGAUGCUCGGGAUGCUGGGGAGGGUCUGCUCACUGUCCAGAUCCUGGACCCUGAGGGUAAGCCCAAGAAGGCCAAUAUCCGAGACAACGGGGACGGCACGUACACUGUGUCCUACCUGCCGGACAUGAGUGGCCGGUACACCAUCACCAUCAAGUACGGUGGCGACGAGAUCCCCUACUCACCCUUCCGCAUCCAUGCUGUGCCCACUGGGGACGCCAGCAAGUGCCUUGUCACAGUGUCCAUUGGCGGCCACGGCCUGGGUGCAUGCCUGGGCCCCCGUAUCCAGAUUGGAGAGGAGACCGUGAUCACAGUGGACGCCAAGGCAGCUGGCAAGGGGAAGGUGACAUGCACGGUGUCCACACCGGACGGGGCAGAGCUCGACGUGGACGUGGUUGAGAACCAUGACGGUACCUUUGACAUCUACUACACGGCGCCCGAGCCGGGCAAGUACGUCAUCACCAUCCGCUUUGGGGGCGAGCACAUCCCCAACAGCCCCUUCCACGUGCUGGCCACAGAGGAGCCAGUGGUGCCCGUGGAGUCAAUGGAGUCCAUGCUGAGGCCCUUCAACCUGGUCAUCCCCUUCACCAUGCAGAAAGGGGAGCUCACAGGGGAGGUGCGGAUGCCCUCUGGGAAGACUGCGCGACCCAACAUCACCGACAAUAAGGACGGCACCAUCACAGUGAGGUACGCGCCCACCGAGAAAGGCCUGCACCACAUGGGGAUCAAGUAUGACGGCAACCACAUCCCUGGGAGCCCCCUGCAGUUCUAUGUGGACGCCAUCAACAGCCGCCAUGUCAGUGCCUACGGUCCAGGCCUGAGCCACGGCAUGGUCAAUAAGCCGGCCACCUUCACCAUUGUCACCAAGGAUGCUGGGGAAGGGGGUCUGUCGCUGGCUGUGGAAGGCCCGUCCAAGGCAGAGAUCACCUGCAAGGACAACAAGGAUGGCACCUGUACUGUGUCCUACCUGCCCACAGCACCUGGAGACUACAGCAUCAUAGUGCGCUUUGAUGACAAGCACAUCCCGGGGAGCCCCUUCACAGCCAAGAUCACAGGUGAUGACUCCAUGAGGACGUCACAGCUGAAUGUGGGCACCUCCACGGACGUGUCGCUGAAGAUCACUGAGAGUGAUCUGAGUCAGCUGACCGCCAGCAUUCGUGCACCCUCGGGCAACGAGGAGCCCUGCCUGCUGAAGCGCCUGCCCAACCGGCACAUCGGGAUCUCCUUCACCCCCAAGGAGGUUGGGGAGCACGUGGUGAGUGUCCGCAAGAGUGGCAAGCACGUCACCAACAGCCCCUUCAAGAUUCUGGUGGGGCCGUCUGAGAUCGGGGAUGCCAGCAAGGUGCGGGUCUGGGGCAAGGGCCUUUCCGAGGGACACACCUUCCAGGUGGCAGAGUUCAUCGUGGACACUCGUAAUGCAGGCUAUGGGGGCCUGGGGCUGAGUAUUGAAGGCCCUAGCAAAGUGGACAUCAACUGCGAGGACAUGGAGGAUGGCACGUGCAAAGUCACCUACUGCCCCACUGAGCCUGGCACCUACAUCAUCAACAUCAAGUUUGCCGACAAGCACGUACCAGGCAGCCCCUUCACUGUGAAGGUUACCGGCGAGGGCCGCAUGAAGGAAAGCAUCACCCGGCGUAGACAGGCACCUUCCAUCGCCACCAUCGGCAGCACCUGCGACCUCAACCUCAAGAUCCCAGGGAACUGGUUUCAGAUGGUGUCUGCCCAGGAGCGCCUGACACGCACCUUCACGCGCAGCAGCCACACGUACACCCGCACAGAGCGCACAGAGAUCAGCAAGACGCGGGGCGGGGAGACCAAGCGCGAGGUGCGGGUGGAGGAGUCCACCCAGGUUGGCGGAGACCCCUUCCCCGCUGUCUUCGGGGACUUCCUGGGCCGGGAACGCCUAGGCUCCUUCGGUAGCAUCACCCGGCAACAAGAGGCAGGUGAGGCCAGCUCCCAGGACAUGACUGCACAGGUGACCAGCCCGUCGGGCAAGACAGAAGCCGCAGAGAUUGUCGAGGGAGAGGACAGCGCAUAUAGUGUGCGCUUUGUACCCCAGGAGAUGGGCCCCCACACAGUCACUGUCAAGUAUCGUGGUCAGCAUGUGCCCGGCAGCCCCUUUCAGUUCACUGUAGGGCCGCUGGGUGAAGGUGGUGCCCACAAGGUGCGGGCCGGAGGCACAGGGCUGGAGCGAGGUGUGGCCGGCGUGCCAGCUGAGUUCAGCAUCUGGACCCGAGAAGCAGGUGCUGGGGGCCUGUCCAUUGCUGUGGAGGGUCCCAGCAAGGCGGAGAUUGCAUUUGAAGACCGCAAAGAUGGCUCCUGUGGCGUCUCCUACAUUGUCCAGGAGCCAGGUGACUAUGAGGUCUCCAUCAAGUUCAAUGAUGAGCACAUCCCAGACAGCCCCUUUGUGGUGCCCGUGGCCUCCCUCUCAGAUGACGCUCGUCGUCUUACGGUCACCAGCCUCCAGGAGACGGGGCUCAAGGUGAACCAGCCAGCAUCAUUUGCGGUGCAGCUGAACGGCGCGCGGGGCGUGAUUGACGCCAGGGUACACACACCCUCAGGUGCAGUGGAGGAGUGCUACGUAUCUGAGCUGGACAGUGACAAGCACACCAUCCGCUUCAUCCCCCAUGAGAAUGGCGUCCACUCCAUCGAUGUCAAGUUCAAUGGUGCCCACAUCCCUGGAAGUCCCUUCAAGAUCCGCGUUGGGGAGCAGAGCCAGGCUGGAGACCCAGGCUUGGUGUCAGCCUAUGGUCCUGGGCUGGAGGGAGGCACUACUGGCGUGUCAUCAGAAUUCAUCGUGAACACCCUGAACGCGGGCUCAGGGGCCUUGUCCGUUACCAUUGAUGGCCCCUCCAAGGUGCAGCUAGACUGUCGGGAGUGUCCUGAGGGCCAUGUGGUCACUUACACUCCCAUGGCCCCUGGCAACUACCUCAUUGCCAUCAAGUAUGGAGGCCCACAGCACAUCGUGGGCAGCCCAUUCAAAGCUAAGGUCACAGGUCCCCGGCUAUCUGGAGGCCACAGCCUUCAUGAAACAUCCACGGUUCUAGUGGAGACUGUGACCAAGUCUUCCUCAAGCCGGGGCUCCAGCUACAGUUCCAUCCCCAAGUUCUCCUCGGAUGCCAGCAAGGUGGUGACACGGGGCCCUGGGCUGUCCCAGGCCUUUGUGGGCCAGAAGAACUCUUUCACCGUGGAUUGCAGCAAAGCAGGCACCAACAUGAUGAUGGUGGGCGUGCAUGGGCCCAAGACCCCCUGCGAGGAGGUGUACGUGAAACACAUGGGGAACCGGGUAUACAAUGUCACCUACACUGUCAAAGAGAAAGGGGACUACAUCCUGAUCGUGAAGUGGGGUGACGAAAGUGUCCCUGGAAGCCCCUUCAAAGUCAAUGUGCCCUGAAUCCUACAAGUGCCUCCCCCAGCCUCAGCCCCCACCUCCAGCCAAACCACACUCACUCUCUCACACACACACACACACACACACACGUGCCACACGCAGAUCACAUGCGCAGAAUCAGGCACUACAAGCACCUGCCCUGGGUGUGAAGUGAAUGCACAGCCUCGCACCCCACUGUGCCCUGGGGGUUGGAGGGCCUCGUCUGUCUCAGGACAGUGUCCCUCCCUCAAACAUGACACGAGGGCAGAGGCUGUGACCUGAGAGGCUGGACAGGGAUUGGGGGCCAGUGAAGCCCUGAGUUUCCUGGCACAGCUGAGGCUAGUGUUGGGGGGUCUGUGUGUGUGAGAUGUCACCCUCAAGCCGCACUCCCAGCCAGGCCUCCCUGCCCCUGAGGACUGCGUCUGGCCCCUCUGGUGGCCACUACCCCAGCGUGUUAAGGACUUGGAAAAGAAAGCACAAUCAGAGAAGAAAACAGACCCUGAAGCAAGCCACUCGUGGACUGGCCCUGAGCAUUGCCUACUUCACUCCAGCCAGGCUUCCUGGGGGACUGAUUUCUCUCUCUUUUUUUUUUAUGGUUGCACAGCUCUGCCCCGUGGGGGGCCUUUUUUACACACUGCGAGGCCCAGCUUUCUGGGGGACUUUUGCACAUGUAAUGUGGCUCAGCUGGGAGCUGCUUAGGUGGAAAAUUCCAAAUAAAGUGAGGCCUGUCGCAGAGGC